AACUUCCGGCGUGAGCGGCGAAAGCCGGGAGGGCGAGCGAGAGAGGGAGCAGGCAGCAGGUACGGGCAGCGGGCGGGCGGACGGACGGCACGAGGGGAGGGAGCGAGAGAGCCGUGAGUGAGCCAGCGAGGGCGGUCGCGUCCCGAAAGCAGCCGAUAUUCCCGCCUACCUCUGACCCCCUCCCCGGAGCCCACAGCGCCUCCGGUCUCCAGCGGAGCGGACACGGCCCGGCCCGGCCAUGGCCUCGUUGCUGAAGGUGGAUCAGGAAGUGAAGCUCAAGGUUGAUUCUUUCAGGGAACGGAUCACAAGUGAGGCAGAAGACUUGGUGGCAAAUUUUUUCCCAAAGAAAUUGUUAGAACUUGAUAGUUUUUUGAAGGAACCAAUCCUAAACAUCCAUGACCUAACUCAGAUCCACUCAGACAUGAAUCUCCCAGUCCCUGAUCCCAUUCUUCUCACCAAUAGCCAUGAUGGACUGGACGGUCCCACUUACAAGAAGCGAAGAUUGGAUGAAUGUGAAGAGGCCUUCCAGGGAACCAAGGUGUUCGUGAUGCCCAACGGGAUGCUAAAAAGCAACCAGCAGCUGGUGGACAUUAUUGAAAAAGUGAAGCCUGAGAUCCGGCUGCUGAUCGAGAAAUGCAACACGGUCAAAAUGUGGGUACAACUCCUGAUUCCUAGGAUAGAGGAUGGGAACAACUUUGGGGUGUCCAUUCAGGAGGAGACAGUCGCAGAGCUAAGAACUGUUGAGAGUGAAGCUGCAUCUUAUCUGGACCAGAUAUCUAGAUAUUAUAUUACAAGAGCCAAAUUGGUUUCUAAAAUAGCUAAAUAUCCCCAUGUGGAGGACUAUCGCCGCACCGUGACAGAGAUUGAUGAGAAAGAAUAUAUCAGCCUUCGGCUCAUCAUAUCAGAGCUAAGGAAUCAAUAUGUCACUCUACAUGACAUGAUCCUGAAAAAUAUCGAGAAGAUCAAACGGCCCCGGAGCAGCAAUGCAGAGACACUGUACUGAGGCCAGGGCCAGGGCCAGGGGACUCUGUGAGUCUGGCUCAAGACCGACAUUGCCUUGGUUUGUUACAUGACUAUCGUGAUGGGGAAACUGGCUGGAAGUAGUAAUCACACCUCUCUCUGUUUUUAGUUAGAGUCUAAUGAAACUCUCAUGUAGUUCUGUGACGUGUUUACCUCUUUUUUCAGGCCUCAGGAACUCUUCUAUUUCCUUCCCUAAUACCCCACGCCACCCGUCCUAAUUUCUGGAGACAUCCAGAUUUGUGUACACAGGAUGUUGGCACAAGAAUACUUGUGUUUUUUCUCCCUGGCUCCCUCCUGUGUCUUGGGCUUUGUAUUUCCCCUCUUGAUGAUUAGUUGGUUAGAAGCUGAGGGAACUGGAAGGAGAGUGCUAGGUGUUUUGUAGGAACUGGGGCGGAGUGCGGGGGGGACCAGCUCAUUUCUUCCUGUUGGGAGGUUAAUGUCCCUGGACAAUGUGGGACGUUGCAUCCUCCCUGCCACAGUCGCCCUGGUGAUGACUUCGGGUUUCCCAUCUAUAUACAUUGCACCUUGAACCUGAUCAUGACAAGAAACACCUUAGACCUUCUGUCAAGUCUCUAGCUGCUUCAGAUGUUUUUAUAACUAGGAUUUUCACAUACACAUAUGUGCGUGAUAUACACACACGUACACACAUGCAGCACAUACAUGCCUUCCUACUCUGUUACUUGAUGCCCUCCCCUCCCCCCAGCCCUGCCCACCCCCCAAACCCUGUCUCUGUGUCACACACACACACACACACACACGCACACACACACACACACACACACACGCACACACACACUCAGAAGGUGUUAGGUGUCUUAGUCCUCAUCCACCAGGGCCCAUUGUCUCCUGAUAUUGUAGCCUCUUGGUGCCCGAGGCUGGUGAGUUGGAGGACAACUGAAAGAUGAGAAGCAGGGGUAAUGGGUUCCCCUUCCUCUGUGACUCGGGUCCUUUGGGGCAUUUUUGCAAAGGCUGGUCCUCUGAAUCCCGGUUUCCUCUUCCCGGGCCAGUUGUAAAUUGGGGUGGGGGUCUCUGCAGCUGUGAGGCCAGAUGCUGCUGCUCCUACUGGGUUUUCCCUUUGGGAAAAAAUGUUUUCUUAUUUAUAGUAUUGUGCUUCCAGGGAAAGCGGUCACUUGUGUGUAUAUGUGUGUGCAUGCACACACAUGCAUGUACACAUUGUGUGUAUGUGGAAAUCUGCUGGGCAAGUCAAAACCAUAGAAGAGUUGCCUCUUAUCUCAUCUUCCAGAGAUGUCACUUGUUACAGCUUUUGUGUUAACCCUCAUCAACCCCCACUUUUAUUCUCCCACUACUGGAGAGUCUGCUGGUGAUUCUCUGUGUCUGUUUCUGACUUGUAUUCUACCCCCGUCUCUGUCUUCCAACCCCCAAUCAUAUUUCCAUCUGGAUGCAUCAUUUUUCCUCCCAGUAUGCUAUAGAGAAGGAGUUAGGAUGCUGUCUUCCCAUGAAUAGUACUCAGUAACAAACUAACUGCAUUUUAGUUGGGCAAUGCCCCUACCCACCCUUAGACCCCUUCCAGCUAAAACCGUUCCGUCCGCCCACCAUGUGUUUCUCAGUUUCCCUUUUUUGUUGGAUUGUUCCCAUGUCCCUCCUCCUCACCACCCUUGGAUCGUAAUGUAAAAUUCUUUUACCGUGUCAAGAAAUUAUUAAAAAUACAGGUACUUUGACCUCUUUCUAAAGCUGCAGACCCUGAUGCGAUGCUCUGGUGGCCUGGGACAUACCCACGCUUACAUGUGUGCACAUUGGGACACCCACCUCCGCAUAUACCUCCAGCCACCCUAUUGGGUGUCUUUAUACCAACUGAGCUGCCUCUUUUCUCUGGAAUAAUGGAAAGGCUGAGGCUUCUGCCUACCAAGAGGCAAGGGUGGGUCCUUCAUUUGUCUUCAGUCUGAAUUAAAUGAAAGUUAGCUCUUCCCAAACCUAAGCUGCCUUCUACCCUCACAAGAUCCCAGCUCCUUCCUUCCUUCCUUCCUUCCUUCCUUCCUUCCUUCCUUCCCUCCUUCCUUCCUUCCUUCCCUCCCUCCUUCCCUCCCUAGUGAUGCCCAUGAACUGCCAGUAGGGGCUGCUCUAGUUCCGUCUGUGGGGAAUCACCUGGUUCAAGGCACACCCGAUCCCGUCAUUUUCUUUGCUCUAUACUAAAAGUUCCUUCUGAAUAAUGUCUUAAGUUUCUUGCGGAGAUGCCAGGGACUCCUGGUUUUUGGUUUUCAAAUGAAUUGGAGGGCUACCUAGCACCUUAGCUCCCUCUGAAAUAAAGUUUCCUUAACUUCCACCUUGCA
Mesoplodon densirostris (Blainville's beaked whale) is the source of this 3308-nucleotide messenger RNA. RefSeq names its product proteasome activator subunit 3 (gene PSME3). The coding region runs from base 239 to 1003 and encodes 254 amino acids. Gene Ontology annotation, cellular component: proteasome activator complex; nucleoplasm; cytoplasm. The record is from RefSeq and is a predicted model, not a curated record. Gene Ontology annotation, biological process: positive regulation of endopeptidase activity; regulation of G1/S transition of mitotic cell cycle; regulation of proteasomal protein catabolic process. The transcript is spliced from 11 exons. NCBI's taxonomy places the organism in Eukaryota, Metazoa, Chordata, Mammalia, Artiodactyla, Ziphiidae. Gene Ontology annotation, molecular function: endopeptidase activator activity.